Molecule: messenger RNA, 2137 nt
Organism: Pocillopora meandrina
Lineage: Eukaryota; Metazoa; Cnidaria; Anthozoa; Scleractinia; Pocilloporidae
Source: the annotation of a GenBank genome assembly
AUGCCAAAGGGAGGAAAAAUCGGACAAAAACAGUCCGUUCUGAAAAGAAGUUGUCGAAAAAAGAUACCAAAAUUCAAGGGAGUCCAAAAGCAGAAGAAACUUCCCGUGGAAGUUGCGAGAAAUUCUGCUACAGAAAUCACGUUUGUCGGUGAAGAUGAUAUUGUGAGCGAGCAAAUUCCACCGCCCGCUGCUUCGGCGUCAUUUAGAAAACUUGCUGUCGAAUGCACAGAAAGCUCUUCGGAUGAAAGUAUGGAUGCGAAAGGUGAAAUACCAGAAGGAUACCGGCUUGUGUCCAUUAAUAGUCUUGUGGAAUUUGCAAGAAGGAUUCAUUCCAAUUCGCCAUGUUCUUCCGGUGAGAUAAUUAUUUGUUCUUUCGCAAUUUACGUUGUAUUCAUCAUAAAAUGUGGUUCUUUAUUGCUUUUCUCAUCUUGUGUCGUUAUCACUAAGUUAUUUCUUUAUUUUUGAUGUUGUAGACCAUCUAGAACUUCGAGAAAUAAGCACAAGCCGAUUUGGCCUCAGUAGCAGCUUAUAUGCUGUUUGUGAUGAUUGUGGUCUGUCGGAAUUUCUGGCCACCGGUGAUCAUAAUCCCUCCGACAAUGCCCCCAGAACUGUGCAGGGAAAAGAUUUAAAUCGGAGAGUGGUUUACGCUGCCGUUGAGAUGGGAAUUGGCAGAGAAGAUGUUUCCAAGUUUUGUGAAAUAUUGAAUAUGCCUUUUUCCUUGAGCAAAGAUACCUGGCAUAGUCAUGAGGAUGCCUUGCUUCAAGCUCACACUGAAGUUGUCCAGGUUGAAUUGGAGAAAAACAGAAGGGAAGCAAGGAAGCUGGCUAUGACAGAAGAAGGGAUCAGUGCAGGGGAUGAGGACACUGUAGUAAACAUCCCAGUCAGUUUUGAUGGCACAUGGUCCAGGAGAGGAUACACUGCCAACCAUGGAAUUGGUUUUGUCAUCUCAGCUGCUACUGGAAAGGUUUUGGAUUACGAAGUCAUUUCAAAGGUAUGCAACACUUGCAUACAAAAAAAAUCAUCUUUAAAUGAACAUGACUUUGAACAGUGGGCUGAAAACCAUACCUGUCUGGGUAGUUUUGGAGGCUCAAGUGCUAGCAUGGAGAUGGAAUCUGCAAAGCGUCUGUGGGGUAGGAGUCAAGACUACUCCAUUCGAUACAAAUUUAUGAUUUCCGAUGGAGACUCUAAGUCUUAUAGUGCCAUUUGGAACUACUAUGGGGCAUGUGACAUUUGUAAUCAAUAUGAAUCUUUAGAGUCAUCAAGUGAAGAAUACAAAACUUGGAAGGCAUCUGAAGAUUAUGUCAAGUGGGAAAAUGAACAUCUUGAUGGAUCUGUGGAUUGCAAUAGAGUAAUCAAACUUGAUUGUAUUGGACAUGUCCAGAAGAGGCUAGGAAAGGCUCUGUACGAAUUUCAAAGAACUGCUUUAAAACUAGAAGAUGGUAAGCCUGUGAAAGGAAGACAGGGUCGAUUAACAAAAACAGCAAUUGAGAAAAUGAAACGCUCUUCUGGGAAAGCUAUUCAAAAUAAUGUCAACAGAGACAAUAACUCUGUAGAGGAGCGAGAUGCUGCUGUCCAGGUUAUGCAGACUGAAAUUAUGGCUGGCUUGUACCACAGCUUGAAGUUACCAAACAAAGAAAGACACAAGUAUUGCCCAAACAAUUCUUGGUGCAGGUACAAGAAGAAAAUUCCUUGCCCUGAUAAGCCUCACCACCUAGAUCCGGUGUUUGAAAAGUAUUUGCAUCCUAUUUAUGAGAGGCUCAGUGAUCCUGCCCUUCUUUCACGCUGUCUUCCUGGGUUUACUCAAAAUGCAAAUGAGUCUAUCAAUUCAUUAGUGUGGAUUAGAUGCCCAAAACACAAAUGGCAUGGAAGGAAAAGAAUUCUUUUGGCAACAGCAUCAGCUACCCUUCAAGUUAGUGCAGGAGCAACAGCAAAGCAUGAGGUGAUGGCAAGGGCUGGGCUUGCUGUUGGGGGCCACACCAGGAAAGAGAGCACCAGAAGAGACUCUGAGCGAAUCAAAAAGGCUGAAAAAAGGAUCCAGGAUCAACAUAAGAAAUACAGAAGACAAGCAAAACAAAGAGAUGAGGAGCAGCGGAGAGAAAAAGAGGGCACAACAUACAGUGCUGGUGCUUUCAAAUAA